Messenger RNA from Epinephelus moara (kelp grouper), 9856 nucleotides. RefSeq names its product mannosidase, alpha, class 1B, member 1a (gene man1b1a). The transcript has 14 exons. Gene Ontology annotation, cellular component: membrane; endoplasmic reticulum. Gene Ontology annotation, molecular function: mannosyl-oligosaccharide 1,2-alpha-mannosidase activity; calcium ion binding. Gene Ontology annotation, biological process: N-glycan processing; carbohydrate metabolic process. The record is from RefSeq and is a predicted model, not a curated record. The coding region runs from base 563 to 2629 and encodes 688 amino acids. NCBI's taxonomy places the organism in Eukaryota, Metazoa, Chordata, Actinopteri, Perciformes, Serranidae.
UUUAUUAUUAAUAUUUACAUGGGUUUAAAUGGAGCUGGUCAUUCAAGGGAUUUUUUUUGUAUUUUUUUAUUUUAUUAUUAUUAUUUUUUUUUAAUGAAGAACAGCUAGAAUUGAAUAAAAAUGACCUGUUAAACUAAUAAAAGCCAAAGUUGUGUCAGUACAUCAGAACACAGUGUUGUUAAGGGUUAACGCUCAGCCCAUCACAGCACGUGCACACGUCACGUGACGCGCAGCAUCAUCUCUCGUCAGCGCUUACUUUUCCGCAUCUGUCUCUGGUUGUUGCUUCGCUAACUUUAGCCAUGUUUCCCUCAGUUUUAUCGGUCUGACAUUUCAUGUAGCUGCCGCUCGUGUUGUGUGACGGUCGGACGGACCGCUGUGCUACAUGUUGGUUCUUCUAACGGCCGAACAGCGUCACUUUCCAUUCAGGAACAAGCUGAAGAAGCUAGCUAGCAUCUCGCUGCUAGCUAACAGCUGGUUAGCUUCCAGGAGAAUAACGUCGCUGUGAGGCAACCAACCAGGCACAAAGCUUCUAUGAGCUACGUCUGUUCGCCCCAAUCAGAGGAUGUAUCCGCCUUCCAGAAAGGACUUCAUCUCUCUGACACUCAGUGAUCCGCACAGUCACACUUACAACAACGGCAAACACCGCAGACAGUCCUGCUGGAGGAAAUGGAAGCAGCUGUCUCGGCUCCAGCGAAGCCUCAUCCUGUUCCUGCUGGCUCUGCUGCUCAUAUUUGGACUGCUCUCCUAUCCCAGCAUCGCAGAGCAGUGGAGAGGUUUAUCUGACAAAGAAGACUGGCUGGAGCUGAAUGACAGAGAGAUGAAGGAUAUUCUUCCAGGUGUGGAGUCUGUAUUGGAUGGAGCUGCAGGUAAAGCUCUGCCUCCUGUGGCAGGGCCACAUGUGGGGCCAGCUGUGGAUCCAGAUGUGGGCGCAGAUGUUGUGAUGAAGCCCAGAGGACCAAACAUCCCCAUGUUGGCGAAACCUCCCACUAAGACUAAGAUCUUCUCAAACAAGAGAGGUCCGCCAAGCCUGCAGAAAGAUGGAAAUAUUUCAGAAACAGUCGCUGGGGAAAAGCCAGCGCAAGAGGUGGUUCAAGAAGAAGAGGGAGAGGAGGAGGACAAAGACAAGAAGAUUGUCAGCUGGAGAGGAGCGAUGAUUGAAGCCGACCAGGCCACAGAGCCUCCACCCUCAGCCAAUGUGAAAGAAGCUGCAGCAGCCCCAGCCAACCCUGCUGACACUGUCACAGUGGAAGUUUCGGCUGGAGCCGUGGACAGACUGGAGGCAGUGCGUAAUGCCUUCAGACAUGCUUGGAAAGGCUAUAAGGAGUACGCCUGGGGUCACGACGAGCUCAAGCCCAUCUCCAAGUCUUUUGGCGAGUGGUUCGGACUGGGUUUGACGCUCAUUGAUUCUUUGGACACCAUGUGGAUUUUGGGUCUGAAAGAAGAGUUUGCCGAGGCUAAGGACUGGGUAGAGAAAGAGCUCUCCUUCGACAAGAACGUGGACGUGAAUCUUUUUGAGACAACCAUCCGCGUCCUUGGCGGUCUGCUGAGUACCUACCAUCUCACGGGAGACCAACUUUUCCUAGAAAAAGCUAAAGAUCUUGGGUCCAGGAUGAUGCCCGCCUUCAGAACUCCCUCAAAGAUCCCAUUCUCAGACGUCAACAUCGGGAAGGGAACAGCCCACCCCCCUCGAUGGACGUCUGACAGCACGCUUGCUGAGGUCACGAGCAUUCAGCUGGAAUUCAGAGAGCUGAGCCGCCUCACACAGGACCCACAGUACCAGGACGUUGUGAAUGAAGUAAUGAAGCUGGUCCACAAGCUACCAGGCAAACAAGACGGCCUGGUGCCCAUGUUCAUCAACACCAACAGCGGCCAGUUCACCCACAAAGGCGUCUUCACACUUGGUGCCAGGGCGGACAGCUACUACGAAUACCUGCUCAAACAGUGGAUCCAGGGUGGCAAGACGGAAGACGACCUGUUGGAGGACUACCUGCAGGCCGUGGAGGGAGUGAAGAAACACCUUGUGAAACAUACGGGGCCCAGCAAACUGACCUUUGUUGGAGAGUUGUCCCACAACCGCUUCAACCCUAAAAUGGACCACCUCGUGUGCUUCCUGCCAGGGACCUUGGCGCUGGGGGCCCACAACGGCCUCCCAGGGGACCACAUGGAUCUGGCUGUGCAGCUGACGGAGACGUGUCACCAGAUGUACACACAGAUGGAGACGGGGCUGAGCCCAGAGAUCGUUCACUUCAGCCUGCAGGCCAGUGAUGGGCGCGAUGUCAUUGUCAAGCCUGCAGACAGACACAACCUGCUGAGACCAGAGACUGUGGAAAGUCUUUUCUACAUGUACAGAUUCACCAAGGACACUAAGUACAGAGACUGGGGUUGGGACAUACUGCAGAGCUUCAACAACUACACUAAGGUCCCAGGUGGUGGCUAUACGUCCAUUAACAACGUCCGUGACCCCGUUAACCCCGGGCCCCGGGACAAGAUGGAGAGUUUCUUCCUUGGUGAGACGCUGAAGUACUUGUACCUGCUCUUCUCCGACGACAUGGAGCUGCUCAGUCUAGACAAGUAUGUCUUUAACACAGAGGCCCACGCUCUCCCCAUAUGGCCCUCUCCACCCAAGUGAUGUCACCAUACAGGAGACGUCUGUAAAGAUGAGGCCUCGCAGAGUCCUGUGUGAGUCAGAGACUGUUAUUGCCGCUCAGUCAGGCAAAUCUCUUAAGCAACCGUCCGAGCUGGACUGCUGUGAUGAGCAGCGAAGCAGACCUGUGCCGUCCACCUGUACUUUGAUACGUUUUCAUGUGAAGGAGUUUAUUUAGCUUUCGUUUUUUUUUCCUUUUUCUUUAUUUUUCCUAAGGAAAAGGUUUGUGUUAGAGCUGGUCUCUAAUGUAAAAAAGCUUUUUUAAACUCAGCUCUGACUAGCUAGUGCCAACAGGAGAAGAAAGAAGAUGGAGGGAGGGCUUUAUUACUUGAGUGACUGGGAUAGUUCUUGUAUGUGUGUGGUAACAACAAUCAUGUCCCUGCGUUUACUUUGCCAUGUGAGGUUAAAAUCCUCAUCAGUCCUACAUAUACAGGUGUCAUAGCUUUGAAGGAGCCCACAAAUUCAUUUUAACUCACCGAUGUUUGAAGGUGCAGCAACCAAUGAUGGAAACUUAUGGAGCACGUUCAGCUGCAUUUAUAUUGAAACAGAUUGCCACAGUGGUGGAGUCACAUAUUAUCUGUAAAGUCUUUACUUUGGCAAAGCCCAGUGCACUUGCUCAUGUAUAAAAAGGACAUAAAAGAAGUUAAAGGAGCUGUGUGCGACAUUCAGAGCAUUAACACAGCAGCAAACCAUCAUUUGCUAUGUUAAGAUAUAGAGCAGUAAUGGCGUCCUGAGCAAAGAAUGAAGUCAAGCUUCCUCUGUGUGUGUUGUAAUCUGAACUUCGGUCCAGCUGCACGUGCAUGUUAGUGCAUCUGAGUCCCUUAAGUGUGUCUCAGUCGUGAGCUAGUUGCUGCCACAUUGCACUGUGUUUAUAUGGCAGUUACUGCUGAUAUUGGGUUGGCAUUGUUGCAGAAGCGUAGUGCCUACCGUCUGGUUACCCUCCAUGUUAACAAUGAUAGCUCUGCCAGCACUUUUGAGUUAGCACUUUUAGCUUCUAGCUCAGCCACCUCCACGUUGACUCUGAACUAUAGAUAUGCUCUGAAUGUUGCAUACAGCACCUUUAAGUUCUGCUUUUAAUCCUUUUUCAGACGUCCGUCCCCUGAAUCGUCGCAGUGGGCAGCUACACUACAGUGUCCAGGGACCAAUUUCAGUUCUGAGGCCAGUGCCUUGUUGAAAAGCAAAUGCAGAGUAUUCCUAAUACCUAACAUGCAUGUCUUUAAUUAAAUAAAGACUUUGAGAAAAGUAUUAGGAUGUGUAUGGCGAGGAAGCUUGCCACAACUUGGGGGUACACAGAUACAAUUAUUUAAAACCUUAUUGGUGAUACUGUCGGAUGCAUCUAAGCCUGUUUUUGUUGUAUGAGUAUGAAUUUUAUUUAAGCCACUUUUUUGUUGCUUUCUGAUCAGUCCAACGUGUUGAGCUCAAUGGAUUCCCAUUGCAUGCUUUCCAAAAAUGAAGUUUGUCUUCUUUCAGCUCACCAAAUUAAAACACUAUAGUGGUUAUUAAGAACUGCGAAGCCCCAAAAUGCAUUGCACUUACAGUAACUUAACAUGGAUUUCUUACGGGCACCACUGUUGCAAAUGUAGCAAAGAUUCUGUAGAUACUGAAAGAUAAAAUGUUAUCUACGGUAAAGCUUCCUGCACAGUCACACCUCAUUGUGUUUUUAAGGGCAGUCUGGUUGUUGUUCAUCGAUCUUUUGGUUUAAUGCGGCAGCGACAGAGUAUUCAAUGGGUUUAAAUCAUAUUUAUGUGACCUAAACAUUUGAAAGUAAAAGUAUAUGGAGGUCUAUUGAAUAAUUAAGGCUGUACACAUCUUAUUUUAUAGAUAAAUGUAAACAUUGAUCUCUACGUUUUAAUUUUACAUUCAGUCAUAGAGGAGCACUUGUUAGUGUGUUUACAUGCACUCUUGUUCUUUAUCCUAAUUUGUUUAGUUGUAUAUGAAGGGAUAUAAGUUGAGGCUUCCAUGCGGUCUUAAAGUGGAAACAGACAACUUUUCCCCCUAUGAGUGUUGGCGCUGCUGACACAAAGACAACCAGAUCACUUUCCUAUAAAGCCUAACAACUACCACAGUUUCCUCCGUGACUUUGGUUGUUUCAUUGACCUCCAUUUCCCCUUCUGGGGAUAGUAGCUGCAAAGAACCUACACUGAUACUCUUCGGUAACUGGGGAUAGCUGCUGAUAGCUAUCGGCAAAAACCAAAGCACUAUCCUCUUCCUGUUUUAGUUGCGCAGUGGUUGAGGCACUUAGUUUUCGUGGGAGAUCGCACUCUGUGACAGACAGAAUUGCAUAAAGGAAUGCGCCUAAACACAGAUGGCAUCAUUAUUCUAUAGCCAUUACAUAAAGCAACCAAUGUUUACUUCAUAAUGAUAAGCUAAAGCAAAAAAAAGUCUAUUUCCACUUUAAAUCAGCAGUUGCUGUGAAGUUAGAUCUAAACUCAGUACAUUACCAGUUUGUGUGUCAGGGACAAUAUGCAGCUGCUCAUUCAUCCUCUUCUCACAGACGACUUGUUUAAGAAAUGAAGUAUGUUGAAUUGUUGUCUUCAUACUUGAAAGAGUUUGAUUCAUGUUAUGUAGCGAUCCCUGACCUCCCAUCAAAUGUGAUGCAGAGCAGUGUGGGAGCGCUUGUUUUCCGUACGGCAACGUCGACAAAUCAAUUUGAAGGACACAUCCGGUGCACUGUCGGAGCUGUGUUUUUUUACUAUCACUUUCAGUUCUUGAGUCCGAGAUGGAUUUACGUCUCGGAGCAUUUUUCAGCAGUAAGCGGUUAAUCGGACCAUUGUGUACAAGUUCUAACCAUCACGUUUUGUUAAUGAACUUCUGUCUAACAGAGAGCCAUAUACUGACCCGCAUCAUUGAAUGUGCACUACAUUUGCCAAUGCUCUGCUGUGCCUAUUGAAAUGUAUAUUGUGCUACAGUGGUUUGGUUCUGUUUUUUAUUGCUGCUGUAUCAGUGGUGUUUAUUUGUGAAGUGCUACGGGUGGAAGUUUGAUUGACACUUACUUUUGGAUGAGUGGGUGACAAAACAACAUGGGUGUAAAUACUUUGUGUAAACUGUUUCUAACUUGUGUACUGAAUCCAACCUGUCCGUCCGCUAAUUAUUGAGCCCUUUCUGGUCUUUGCAUCUAGGUCAUCAAGUCCUGUUUCAAGCAGGUCAUUUUUGUGUCUACCCUUCUUUUUACGCUGCCCUUUUUCCUCUUCGUAAUGGUAAAUUUCAUGGCAUUCCGUCCAGAUAUCAGCGACAGUCUAACAUUUAUGGAGACUGAUGUCUGAUAAUUGAGUGAUUAUUUUAGGUUUUUGCAAUCUCUUUUGCUCCACACUGCAAGGAGAAGGCAGGGGGAUUAAAUAUCCUAAUUAGGAAACAUAUUUAAAAGAAGGCUUACUUGAUGUGACAAGGACAUCUGUACUACAACUGGAAAUUGGUUAAUUCACAGUGUUUCAUGGUUUAUUAAACCAGUUUUAAUUCCCGGUGCAUAUAAAAUGAUGAUUAAAUGAGAGAUUUAUUUCAGUACAUUCAUUAAUAUGUUUCUUUAUUAACCUUGAGUGUUAAUGUGACCACAUUCGAACCAGACUUGACCUGUAAAGGAAGAGUUACGGUGCUGCAGUUGUCAUGAGGUCCUAUUAUCUACUGAAGAUGGUUUGUGUGACUUUCACAAAAAAUAUAACUCAAGGUACUUUUAAAAAUUAUCCUACAAUGUAGAAUUGUCAGCAUGUGCAUGGAGUGAAGUCCAUGUCUGAAAGCUGCUACAGGUGCUAAAAAGCAUAAAAGACAGUAAAAAUAAAGCCAUCCCAUCACAAGGUCACAAAUGUGGGCGGGGGAGCCAAACUGAAUCACUCAGUGGAAAACAGCCAUACCUUCUAAAGGAACAUUUUACCUACAAAUUAACCAUUUGUAUAUCAAUUAUUCACCCCAUGUUACGCUGAAUUUGCCAAGAAAAUUUAUUUUUCCGCAUGCCUCCUGUGAACAAUGAUCCAAAAAUGGGCAUAACUCUUGAUGCACGUUUCACAACAGUAAAACUAUAUGAAAACAUCCGUUCACAAACUUUCACACAACUCAUGCUGUGUAAUUCAAGUCUCAUUUAUCUAGUUAAAUGUGUAGUACUUCCCAGAGACAGACAGGCAGCACUCUCCGACAGGGAACUGAAGUAGAAGUGAAACUUAUCUAUGCUCUGCCAGACUCCAUUGACAAAAACAAUAAUUUUACCUCACUGAACACAGGAGCUGCUGGUCUACCACUGGCUUGAGCUGUAGUUUUUAUGGUAUUGUGUGACUUUGUUGUUUUAAAGGGUUUGUUCGGAUUCAGCAAAGUCACACAAUAACUCUAACUAACCGAUUGCAGCAGUGGUAGACCAGAAUCUCCUGCGUUCAGUGAGGUAAAAUUAUUGUUUGUCAAUGAAGUCUGGCUUUAAAGAGAGCAUAGAUAGGUCUCACUUUUACUUAAGUUCCCUGUCGGAAAAGGCUGCCUGUUUGGGAAGUGCUGAGCAAACAGCUGUAUAAAUGAGACCUGAGGCCUGUACUACAAAGCCAGUUCAACUUACCCAGGAUAUCUUCUCAUUAUCUGGCUCGACUAACCCUAACAUUGGCCGUCUGGAGAACGGGUACUACAAAAAUGGUUAUCAACUAGUUCAGUCAGCUCUGGGUUUUCCUAUCCAGCCACGAGCGCAUUCAUGUUAAAGAGGCAGGGGUAUUAAUUACGAGUGACAUCAUCAGAACUAAGAAUGAAAUAGGCUGCUUCAUAUCAUAUAAGAUGAAACGGUACCGAAAGUGUCUGGGACUGCAAGACAGUAAAAUGUCAGUGGCGUGGGAACAGAAAAUCUAGAAGUAUUGAAAACACUAUCCAAAAAUUCACCAUCAGCCAGGACUUAAAUUACGUGCAGGUGUCACUGAGCUAUAGGUGACAUAAGUAUAGAGUAUUUUUUGCUGUUCAGUUGGAUGAUGAUGAUGAAUAUGUCACAUAAGACAAUUUAAAGACUGUUUCUGCUGUCAAAGUAAAGGGUGGAAAAGUAGUUAAUGACGGAUGCGGUCUACCUGACGGAAAUGUUGCAUUUAUAAUAACGAGCCAAAGAGCCAAUUAAUAGUGUGUGGGUUAUUUUACUUAUAAAAUAUCAUCUGUUUUAUGCUAGUUCUCAUCAUACAGGUGUCUCAUGUUAUUUUGAGCUGCAGUGAUGGAAUCAGAGUGUAAAAGUAGCAGCUCUGUUACUGUGGACUGAAGUAAACUCUGCAUAAGUUGAAAUCCUGCUAAAGUCAUGUGUUCUGUGUUGAGCCCUGGAACAGUGAAAUGAUCCUACUGACCUAUAACAAUAUAUAGCCUCCUCUUUUUUACCCUAGACUCUAGACAUUUGUCCAUGGAUACUUUUUCCUCAGUGAUCUCAUUGGUCAGAGGUCGAGGUGUUGACAGGCUGUCAUCCAAUACUCUGAUGGUAACUUGCUUGGGGCAGGUUGGCUGUUCAGCAUGAAUUGCCAUGGUAAUUUAUCCUGGUAAAAAGAGAACUAGCUUUGUAGUGCUGAAAACCCUGAGAUAACCCUGAAGCUAACUUCAAAUCCUGCUUCGUAGUACAGGCCUCCAGAUUGUCUUGCGUGAGUUGUGUGUGAGUUUGUUUUUAAAUGGUCCCCCAUGACUUCAGUUCAUCAACAAUUUUCUUAGUUUUUGGAUUCUUCGUUCACUAAAAGGCAUGCUUGAAAAACAAAGUUUUUCUUCACAGAUUCAAUAUGGCAUGCAGUGAGGCACUCAGCCCCAAUGUCAGUGGUUCAAUACAAAACUAAAAUAUGAUCUCCUGAAACAGCUGGGUUACUCAAACAGGAGAAAAUAGCAGAUUUGAUGGGAACUAUUUUCAGUGUCUGAUUAAUACAGUUUGUUCUCUAGCGAGUGUUUACGGCAGCAAGAUGGUGUGUGUGUGAGAUUGACUCAAGAUAAACUAGUGUGUUCGUAAUAAUGAAGGAAUGUGUCACCCAGUGAAACAGUGCGGCUCACUGAGGUGUUUUUUAUAGUUUCUGGACAACAGUGGAGCUCAGUUUCUCCCUUGACCUUUAUUUGUUUUAUUCUGCGUUUGAAUUGAAAAGGCCUCAUAAACCUGGGCGCCGUGCCAUGUUGUGUAUCCACAGAGAGAUCUGGAGCCUGUCAAGUCAGAGUACAAAACUCAUCAGAUAAAAGACUCCACUUCAUUCAGUAAUACAACUGUAGACAUGAAGACGCAGCAGGUGUCAGGGUCUUCACACUGAUAGAUACUUGGCUCUCUCUGUAUAAUUGCCUCUUUUAUCUUAGCAGAAAUCAGCCUUUAUGUCAGAUAUUCAUGAUCGCUGUUUUGUGUUACGACGCUGAUGGUAACAGAAAAGAUAAAAGACAAGAAAUGACUCAUUUAGCUCAACGGUGAGCUCCCACAGAAGCUAUUUAAAUUCUGCCUUGUUUCAUUUUAAUUAUUUUUCUCCAGUGAUUCUUCCACAUUAAGGAAAUUGGGCAGUCUUGUCCCUUUUUUAAAAAAUAUGUAUAAUUAUAAAAGAUUCUUAAGGUUGUAUUUGCAAAAUCCUGUCCAGAAUUUUAAGGUUUAUAAAACAUGAGGAUGCAGGAUUUUAAUGUACAGAAUUUGUUUUUUGGUACGAGGCAUUUUCUUCUAAUCGACUCUCUCUUACAUAAUUGGCCAAAUCCUACUUGUGAUGGUUAUGAUGAUAAUUAUUAAUAAUGUGAUUACUAUUGAUUCCAAGCCAUAGCAAAAUGACAGCGUGACUAUUUUACAUAGAUGUCGGCAAGACAACAUCAGUGUAGUUCAUCGGCUUCUUGCCUGCAGAGGUUCCCUGUGUCAGGGGCCAAAGACAUGGAUCAGUGUUGUUUUUGCUGGUUCAAUCAAUUAAUUGAUUCAUGCUAGUAAAGAAAAAAAAAUCUUGACAGUAAUCACUUGAGCCAGUGUGUUAGCCUGCGAGUCGAUUCCUCAUCUGCAUAUUUUGAAGACAUGCUGACAUGCAAAGUAUUUAUUUUAAUUCAGGUGAUUAUUCAUUUUCCUCCUUUUUCUUAUACAAACUAAUGAGUUCGGUUUUCAGAGCUGACAGUUUCACAUGGUUUGCACUUUUCAAGGUUCUUUGUCUGUCUUUUUAUCCGCCAUUUAUCAAAUCCACGUCCACUGUACAGAUGAUUGAUUGAGCACUUUGUAACUGGAGUUGUGGCUUAUUGCAAUGUUCACCCGAUUCAAACUUUUUUCCUGCCAACUAAAUUUUUAAAUAAAGCUUUUCA